Botrytis porri is the source of this 1362-nucleotide messenger RNA. RefSeq lists its product as uncharacterized. NCBI's taxonomy places the organism in Eukaryota, Fungi, Ascomycota, Leotiomycetes, Helotiales, Sclerotiniaceae. The transcript is spliced from 4 exons. Bases 1 to 1362 code for a protein of 453 amino acids. The record is from RefSeq and is a predicted model, not a curated record.
AUGGGACUUCCAAAACCUAGUAUUUCUAUUCUCGGCCCGGAUCCCAAAAGAAUACAUAGAAUCAAUGCAAAUUCCUUUCAACAAAACGCCAUUACCACUGUUAAUGGAUGGCAAUAUGUAGCAUUCUAUACCGAUCACCCUACGUCUACGAAACCGCACGCUUGUAUGAUGAAUCUGGGUAGAAGAAAAGUCUCACCUACGCAUUCGAAGUGGGAGAUAUUGAGUUUCCAUGAUUAUGAACAGGUGGUUGAUGAUGGACAUAAUACGAUAUCUGUUGGUAUCUGUAGUGGAGAUGGAAGUAUACAUAUAGCUUUUGAUCAUCAUUGUGAUAGAUUGAGAUUUAAAAUUUCAAAUCGUAUAGAUUCAGAAAAACAUCCAGAUGAUUCCAAUGUAUGGAAUGCAUCUCUGUUUUCGCAAACGCAAGAUCAUCUUCCUGGCAUUGCACAUAAUGAACUGAUGGGCGAAGUCACUUAUCCUCGGUUCGUGAACGUGGAUGAUGAUUUGUUGUUGACAUAUCGUAUUGGCCAGGCAGGAUUAGGAUCAGAUAUCCUUUACCGCUACUCGGCAAAGUCUUCCACUUAUACAUAUAUAGGUCAACACCUUACUGGUGUUUCUAACAGUCCAUAUAUAAAUGGUCUUGAUUAUCGAAAUUCGCGUCUUUAUUUGUCAUGGUGUUAUCGAAACUUCAUUCUCUUCGAAGCUUCCACAGGCACAGAUGCGCAUAAACAACAAGCCGGACCCAACGGACCCGAGAACAACUUUGAUCUGAAUUUUGCUUCUUCGGAAGAUAUGGGCAAGACAUGGAAAAGUUCGGAUGGAACAACCUUGGCCGUACUGGAUGGAAAGAAAGAAAACACCAUCUUGCCGCAGUCCAAGGCGAGAGUCUUUGAGAUUCCCAUGGGAAGUGGGAUUUUGAACCAAGAAGCUCAAGCGGUGGAUCGGAAGGGUGGAUUUUGGGUUUUGAACAGAGAAAAUUCUGCGGGCGAACAGCAGUGGAUACUUUAUUACCGUGAUUAUACAGGGGGCUGGACAAAGAAUGCUAUCCCAACUGAUGGCAUAAACAAACCUACCGAAAUUGGCUCAAGAGGAAGCAUAUGUGUUGACAGUAUGAAUAACAUAUAUCUCGCUUUGCCUGGAAAUACAGAUUCUACCCUCAGUAUCGUGAAAGUGCAUAGUAAGGACGGACAAGUAUCCUUUGAUCUUGUAUGGAGUGAAUCAGGAUUUGACGGCGAGCCUUCAGUCGAGAUACAAGAAAUGGAAGGAGGAGGUGAGAAUCUGUCCAUCUUUACAAGAACCGACAAACAAGAGAAUGGAAUUCGAGAUGUAGUUGUUUUGGAUUUUGAUCUCAACCGAUCUAGUUAG